GGGCGUUUGAAUUGCACUUCCGCCAUCUUUCCAUCCCUCAGUCAGACGGGGCCCGGAGACGCUUCUCGAAGGACCAUCACGAUGGCUGCCCAAGGAGAACCCCAAGUCCAGUUUAAACUCGUAUUGGUUGGUGAUGGUGGUACUGGAAAAACUACAUUUGUGAAACGUCAUCUGACUGGUGAAUUUGAGAAGAAGUAUGUAGCCACCUUGGGCGUUGAGGUCCAUCCCCUUGUGUUCCAUCCUAACAGAGGACCCAUUAAAUUCAACGGGGAUACAGCUGGUCAGGAGAAAUUUGGGGGACUGAGAGAUGGCUAUUACAUCCAAGCCCAGUGUGCCAUUAUAAUGUGUGAUGUAACAUCGAGAGUUACUUACAGGAACGUGCCUAACUGGCAUAGAGAUCUGGUUCAAGUAUGUGAAAACAUCCCCAUUGUGUUGUGUGGCAACAAAGUGGACAUCAAGGACAGGAAAGUGAAGGCAAAAUCCAUCGUCUUCCACCGAAAGAAGAAUCUUCAGUACUAUGACAUUUCUGCCAAAAGUAACUACAACUUUGAAAAGCCCUUCCUUUGGCUUGCUAGAAAACUAAUUGGAGAUCCUAACUUGGAGUUUGUUGCCAUGCCUACUCUUGCCCCACCAGAGGUUGUCAUGGACCCAGCUUUGGCAGCACAAUAUGAGCAUGAUUUAGAGGUUGCGCAGACAACUGCUCUCCCGGAUGAGGAUGACGACCUGUGAGAGAAUGAAGCUGGAGCCCAGCGUCAGAAGUCUAGUUUUAUAGGCAACUGUCCUGUGAUGUCAGUGGUGCAGUGUGUUUGCCACUUUAGCUAUAUAAUAAUCUUUGGGAUGCUGAGGGAGAUGCAUGGGCUUCGGAGUGAAUGUGGCAGUUAAAAAAACCUUCGUUUUUUUGGACCUGCAUAUUUAGCUGUUUUGGAAUGUAGUUGUUUCCUUCCUGAGUUUCAAAUAUAAGACUGCUACAGUCACAUCACAAUAUUCAGUGGUGAAAUCUUGUUUGUUCCUGUCAUUCCCAUUCCUUUUUGUUUAGAACCAGAAUAAAGUUGUAUUUCAAAUACCUAAAAA
Molecule: messenger RNA, 1071 nt
Organism: Loxodonta africana (African savanna elephant)
Lineage: Eukaryota; Metazoa; Chordata; Mammalia; Proboscidea; Elephantidae
Product: GTP-binding nuclear protein Ran-like
Biological process (GO): ribosomal subunit export from nucleus; protein import into nucleus
Cellular component (GO): nucleus; cytoplasm
Molecular function (GO): GTP binding; GTPase activity
Source: RefSeq, a predicted model, not a curated record